This is a messenger RNA of Linnemannia hyalina, 4662 nucleotides long. The record is from the annotation of a GenBank genome assembly. NCBI's taxonomy places the organism in Eukaryota, Fungi, Mortierellomycota, Mortierellomycetes, Mortierellales, Mortierellaceae.
AUGAAGGGCCCUUCUCGGUCAGAACUGGCGAUUACCGACGAUAACCUCGAAUGGAUCGAGCAACACCACCGCGCCACCAGCCGCAAGGCACCAACAACCCAAAAGUCACAACACCAGACCCUAGGCCAAAACCUCAGUCAUAACCAAACAUCCGGAAGCCACGAGUUUGUGCCGAGUGGAGAUGAGUCCGACUAUGCAGAAAAGAACCACCAGUCUGUCUUUUAUGCCCCUGACCCCCAUAAACGCACCAAGGAGUAUCACAUUGAGCAGGCAAUAGGGGCCAUCAAGCUCCUCAAGGCAGCCUCCAAGCCUGAAGGAUGGAAGAAGGUAUUCAGACACAAGUCCGACUGCGUUGUCUCCCAGUCUACCGGCAAUGGCGACAAGCAUCCAGCAUUCAAGGGCGAGCAUGUCAUUCGUGGUUUCCGCGCACAAGACGUCUUCUCCAUCGUUGGAGUGCGAAAGCUGUGGGACGAUUGGUAUGACCAGUUAAACUGUGUAGAGUCGUACGACGAAGCAACGAACCUGAUGUACAUGGUCAUGAAGGGCAACAUGUCUUCAAAAACACGAGAUAUCUCGAUGGUCGAGCGGAUAGAGGUGGAACCCGACGGAACCAUCUACUUUGCCUCUUGUUCUGUCCAAUCCAGCAAAAUCCCGCUCAUGUCCGGCAAAGUCAGGGCGGAUAUCUUUGUUGCAGGAUGGGUCAUUCAGCCAUUGCCAUCCAACCCACCCAUCACAAAGGUCACCUACGUGAUCCAAACAGAUCUCCUCAGCCGGUUACCAAAGUUCAUUGCACGGAGGGCGCUCGCCAAACGACCAUUAGUCAUCACCACCAUCGAAACCCACCUCAAGAAAAACGGCGUUCCAAUGGUCAUGACCAAACUUGUCUCUCAGACCACUAACCGCCACCGAAGUCUCAGUGAGCCGCUAAAGCCCGAAAAGUUUAUGUUUACCGAGCGGGAUUCCGAGGAGAAUGUUCAGUCCGGAUCCUCCUUCCUUUCACCUAUCGAACCACUUCGCCCAGAUAACCAUGUCGAGGAACUGAAUACAAAGGAGGACUCUGACGACGACGACCUUCAGCUGGCUAUGGCCUCGGUCAGUGAAAGCUCGACAGCCAGGAGUUCGCUCGCACCCAGUCUCCUGUCCACUCGUUCCCUCGCCCCGUCAAUAUUCUCACCCGAGUUCCUGGAAAACAACGCACAUCUCGGCGACACUGCAAUGUUUGGCGAUUCAGUUUUGUUUGGGAAAGGAGGCAUCUAUGAGAACAACAUGCGAAAACAGAACGAGAUAUCUCGGGCAUCAGACGAUACCAACCGGGCACAAUCGCCUCAACUCACCCAAACACCAGCCCAUUUUCCUGAGCGUACUCGGCGGGCACCACCUCAGGCUGCAAGAACUCUCCCACCAGAAACCGACAUCCGGGAUCGUCAUCAAUUGGCUUCACAGGCUUCCUUCAAGCGGAUAGACACACCCAGAUCGAAUCCACCACCUAGGACGGCCCAGCCAUCCACCCCAGAGCAGCCUGUUACACCUACAGUCACUCUGGCGACACCCCCAUUGACGCCCACAACCUCGAUCGAUGGCAAGGACGCAACGUCGGAUUCGGAUGCCUCUCUUACACCCAAAGUCAGGAUCGUCCCCCGCGUGCCCAAAACGCACGCUACCGUCGACACCUCACUUCCUCAACGACCUAGUUCAAUGGCUUUUGCAGCGUUCGGAAUGCGGUCGCCUUCAGCCAUCAUGGAAGCGCGUCGCCACAGCACCCUGAUCAGUCGUAGCUCAUCCUUUGCUCCACGACAUAGCCAUGCUGUCCCUAUCCGAGGCAGUCCUAACAUUACCCUGCAGGGCUUGAACCGGUCGUCGAUGAUCUUCAACUCGACACCAAACGCAUUGAAGAGGCACUCAACCGCUCCCAGUGUGGAUUCCAACCGUUCGUCGACUCAGCUUACGCCCAUGAUCGUCCUUCCUCAUCGCCACUCGGAGACGGCACGCAAGGCGUUGGCAAUGUUUAAGGUGUUGGCAUCGAGUCCCGAGGAUCGCUGGAAGGCUAUCUCGAGCGAUGGUACCUUCAAGAGCUACAGCAGAGUGAUCUCGGGCGCCGGGCUCCCAAUGCUCCGAGCGGAGGGUGUCAUCAGUGGAGGCUGGACAGUUGAGCAGAUCAACGCCGUUAUCGAGUCCUCUGGCUGCCGACAGUUCUGGGAUGAGCGCUUUGACAAUUUAUCAAUCGCAGAGACGUUCAACUCGAACGAGUACCUCUUCCAUGUCGCACUCCGCGGCAUUGGAUCUUUGACUGGCCGUGAUCUGGCUGGAGUAACAAUUGUCGACCGCGAUCCUCAGACAGCGGCACUCUGCAACGUCUCAACGUCGGUUCUCGACUCUACCAUCCCAGAGGACCCUGGUCGUAUCCGUGCAUUGCUUGAGUUGUCCGGUUGGUCUCUGAGACCCACAUUUGAUGGACAGGGCAACACCGUUUCGGUGAAUGUCACCUUUGUGAUCCAGAUUGAUAUCCGCGGCACGCUCCCUACCUCGGUCGUCAAGUCCCUCACUGCCAGCAUGAUGACAGGCGUCUCUCGUCUCAACCAGUUCAUCAACAAGAGCGGAUACCCACCCUAUGCCUCUCACAUCUCUGGCACUCGUCUCCUUGACACAUUCGAGCCCAAGACGGGCUUUUACGAGCUGUGCUACAAAGCGGCGCCGGGAUGGACUGAGGUUCGAGUUGGCCGCAAGGUCUACAAGGAUGGCUACGACUUUUUCAUCAAGCCCGACGACCCUACUGUCCGUGUUGAGCUUGCUCCAGACUUUGGCGGUGUUCGUAUCUGGACAACCCUCGACCAUGAGGGCCAGAGCAUCAUUGCCCAGGUCACCCGUAAGGGACAUAACCCGGCCGGCAACCCUGCUCAGGAGCCAACUCAGCCGUCGCAGCCCGAUGACGAAGAAAGGGAGAGCGGGAGUGACGAGCCAAGCCGCCGCAAGCGAGAGCCUUAUGUGCCCCGUCGACCAAGAGACAGCCGUGUGUUUGAGUCGUCGUCGCCAACGUUUGGUGGCCCGUCCCCGCGCAAGUCGUCGAGCCAUCUAAAGUGUAAUGAUGAUGAAGAUGAUGUUGAGUUGGAGAAUCCUGAGCAGGUAGAUGUCCGUUCUUCUGGAGAUGUUGGUGGUGGAUCCGACCUACGACCACAUGAGGCGGCGGUGUCGUCCGUCGGUCGUAAGAGGAGAAGCGCCAGCUUCACAACUUUGAGUACCUUUGACCCUAAUCUCGUUGUUGCCUCUUUUUCCUACCGACCCGCUGAACUCCCACAGGCUUCAACGGCCCCCAAGGUCUCGCAGGAGUCCGAGAGGACCGGGAGGAGCCGUACUAGGAGCACGCCCCGCAGCCUGACGAAUGUCCCCGAUAAUGCCUCCCCGCCAACCCUCCCACGCCGUUCCAGUUCUCUCAGCCGACACUCUGUUCCCCUUUCGCCGCCCUUCCUGUCUCUCGUUGACGCCCCUCCCAUGCCCAUCAUUUCUACGUUCACCGCCGCUCCUUUGACCCAAGGUGAUUCGUCUGCGCCAUCUUCCGCUGCCUUAGCCGAUUCCCCUACAACCUCCCCUAUCACAACCUCCUCAGGGACGACUUUUAUUACGUCGCCUUUCUCCAGCCCGACUCUUGGUCCUUUCCAUGUCCCACACCACAGGCCGAUCGAGUCUCCCAUGCCAGGCCGCGAUAUUUUCCAGGUACUUGAGGAUCCUCAGACGCUUAACCUCUCAGUCCCAGCCAGCAACACAGAGGUUGAGAAGAAAGACACCAAGGGGUCUGAACCUGAGCUGGAGCCAACUACCAAGCUCACAUCCGUCCUGAAAAAGUCGAUCCUUCAGCCAGCAGCAGAAAUCCCUACCAGCUCCCGUGUUGUUGAUUCGGAUGUCGAUGCAUCUUCCUUGAUCGCACGGGCUGUCAUUCCCUCGAUAUCUGAGGUUUUGGCCAAGUCGACCUCUGUCGAUUCUGAGUCUGCCGAUCACCAAGAUGUCAAAGCCUCGUUGACCACUAUGAGUUCUCCUUUGACUUCGCCCGUUCCUGGACCCAGGACAUCGAGCCUUAGUCACAGAAGUUCGAACGCGUCGGUCGGCAGCAUUACCCGCAGGGUGACCUUCUCUCCUGAUGUGGUCGACAACUCUGAGACCAGAACAACGCCCCUCCGACCCAAGAGGCUCUCCAGGAAGAAGUCGGUCUCACUGAAGGCCAGUCCAUUGGCUGAGCUCCAGACUGCCAGUUCCGGUGAAGCAGAGACUGUCGAGACAACAGAAGCAGCUGCUAUUGUUGAUAUUGUUGCCUCUCCUGUUGUUGUCGAGGUUGCCACUGUUGCAGUGUCUGUAGUCGAGGUCCAGGAUGAGGCCGGAUACGAGAGCGACGAGGCCGAGUUUGUUGAGGCCCAGUCUGAGUUCUUUGACGAUACUCCCGAGGACACCCCUGUUGCUGUCAAGGAAGUUGUUGUUGACAUCGCAGCGGUCGCGCGACGCGAGGCGGAGAAAGAGCAAAUGUUGGUGGAUAUGAAGGGGCACUAUAUUGGACAUGAGGAUCUGUGGCGGACAGCGACUGAUUCGUUUGUGUCAGAGCUGAACAUGGUGCAGGUCAAGGCCGUGCUUAUGUUUGUGCUUGUUGCGGUGUAUGCCAGCGGCUUGCUCGCGAUGUAG